AUGGUCCGUUCCCCCGUGAGCCUCCUCCUGAUUCGAAGCAUCACCACCACCACCACCACCAAGAACGGCAUGGGCACAGUGACCGUACUGUACGACAAACACACCCUCCAGAUCUCGACACCUUCAACUGAAGUGAGGAGGCGCAAUCCCAGCUUCUGGGGUAUUUUAAGCAGGGUUGUAGCAAUACCCUUUUCGGCCGACUGCUUUGCCACCUUACGGCCAACCACAAUGAGCGAGGAGACCGGUAUGGAACGGUACAAAGUCCACUACGACGAGGACGGCGACAGGGGUUUCGGAUUGUAA
Colletotrichum truncatum is the source of this 303-nucleotide messenger RNA. RefSeq lists its product as uncharacterized. NCBI's taxonomy places the organism in Eukaryota, Fungi, Ascomycota, Sordariomycetes, Glomerellales, Glomerellaceae. The record is from RefSeq and is a predicted model, not a curated record.